Marchantia polymorpha subsp. ruderalis is the source of this 1568-nucleotide messenger RNA. Lineage: Eukaryota; Viridiplantae; Streptophyta; Marchantiopsida; Marchantiales; Marchantiaceae. The record is from the annotation of a GenBank genome assembly.
GCGAACUGAGCAGCAGCUGUUGCCAGCAAUCGAGAGAUUGAGAGUGAGCGCAAAAGAGCUCAACAAAUUUUGGAAAUUUGUGGUAUCGAUGCGUGGUUUGUCUCUGUGUUUUAGUGCAGAAAAAUCAGGUCGACACCUCGAAUAAGUUUUCAUUUUUCUAUAUUUCAAGCGUCGGUCUUCACUUCGGUUCCAUCAAUUCUUGGCAAGUGAGCAAGAGUAGCAGACAUGAAGCUCGUCAGAUUUUUGAUGAAACUGAACAAUGAGACGGUGACGAUUGAGCUAAAGAACGGCACUAUAGUUCACGGAACGAUCACAGGUGUGGACAUCAGCAUGAACACUCACUUGAAGACGGUGAAGUUGACCUUACGGGGAAAGAAUCCUGUUCCUCUUGAUCAUCUCAGCAUCAGAGGGAACAACAUUCGCUAUUACAUUCUUCCCGACAGUUUGAACUUGGACACACUUCUGGUUGAUGACACCCCGAGAGUGAAGGCCAAGAAGCCCUCUGCAGGCAAGCCAGUCGGCCGUGGCCGGGGUAGAGGCAGAGGUCGUGGGCGUGGACGCGGUCGGUAGUUGUACGUUGAUUUUCUUCUUCCUUGGUGGAGAAAGUUUCAAUUAUUCUUCGCUUAGCAUCUCUUCUAGAGGAAUCUUCACAUCAUUGCUAUAUGUUAAACUGGGGUGAGUUUCCCAGCGAAGAUACAUGAGAGCCUUCUUUCUGUUUUCCUCCCAUUGUGAGCCGAAGAAGUAAGCUGUCAAUGGGACAGGUACUGAGGGCGAAGUGAUUAUCUCAAUAGAGGAGGUUAUGAGAGGGCCAUAGAUUGAUAUUGGACUUCAGAGUCAGAAUGACCCUCAAAACUAGGUCCUGAGAUGUGAGUCCUCGGCUUUUUGAUUGACGAAAUCAACCAUCUGUAUAAAUGUAGUUGCAGGUGAUUUGUAAACAAGACUAGUUAGACUCGUUAAAGGCUUGUCAAUUUUGCGUGAAAUUGAAGUUCUUGCAGAUCACUGAGGUUCUGCGAAAGUUUGGGGAAGUUUGGCAAAGCUGUUUUUUUUAUCGAUCUCGUUUUAAAAGGAUGAAUGAGACACGCCUGAGCUUCUCUGGAGUCUUGAGCCGAUUCUUGGGACGACAAGCACGCUCCAAAAUCAUUUCUGGCCGUGCAGUGACAGAAGGUUUCUACUGGCUCCGGGGCGUUUUGGAACCAUACAUAUUUGGUGGCAAGCCUCGUGGGAUGGAUUGCCACCUUGCUCUUAGUCCUCUAACUGUUAUGAGUGGCACAGGUAGAAGCGUUGAGGUUUGCAAACAGGUUGUUUUGCACUCCCCACUACAUUGCCAACUGAUAACCUGACUCCUUCAGUUAAAAUAAUUUCUGUUUCUUCCGAGUCAAGCACAGCAUGCCUCAAUAUUCUGAUUGUCGUUAUUUUAUUUCUAGGACUUAUUAGCCAACGGGUGCUGGUGCUUUGUCAGUACCUAGUGUUUCCCACUACAGUAGGUUCAGAAGACGUUUGAAUGAUUUGUAGGAAGUGUCCCCAUCAUAGGAAUUGGAUGCAUAUUUCAGUCACUACCUAAAAUGCUC